ACGAUCUGGAGCAUAUGCGAGACAACCGCCAUGAACGACCGCCAGGCUCGCUGCGAUGCUUUUACCUCUUCUACGCGAGGCUGUACGAGAAACUCGUACUUUUAUUUCUGAUGAAGAUUAUGUUAUUUAGGCAAUCUUGUAGUAGUAGUUGCUCUUACUCAACUACAAAAAUUUUGAAUUCGAGUUCUACGAUUGUGCCUCUUCCUCGUAAAUUUGAUCAUCAAACUCCACGUCGACCACCACGACAAGAUCGCAAAGCAAGGCGGACGCGAUGUCCCGUUUUUCAGCAACGUGCAAAUUGAAGAGGAACAUUCUGAUGCUCUUUUUCCUACAAGAGUCGACCUAUCCGAUCGACGCUGCAUCGGAAUGCGAGAAAUCUUAGACUUUUCUAGAGACAUGGGCUUGCGACCUCACAAAGUCGGUAUCAAGGACCUCGAGAGGUGUUACUUCGCAGCACAUAGCAUGGGGUUGGCGUGCAAUAAGGCUGGAGAACAAGGAGACGGCGCUAGCAUGCAACAAGAUGACAACAGUCAAGCCUCGAGUAAUGCCAGAGCAGCUCAAGAGGCAGCGUUUGUCACUUAUCCUGGGCUUACCUAUCACGAAUUUCUGAAGUUUUUGGUUUAUCUCACGGACGUCCUAGAUGAGAACUCUGCGAAAGACAAGUACUUACCAUGUUUGAUCUUACGGACGUCCUAGAUGAGAACUCUGCAACAGACAAGUAAGUGCUAACUUACCAUGUAGUUUUGUUCUUGUAUGUUGUGCAAGCUUGACUCAAGUCCAAAAAGAAAACAUCAAGGAGUACCUUACCGUAACUACUAGUCUCAGCAUGAUCAUAUCUUCCCCUAAACUCAUGCCAGGUUAGUCAUGCGCGAUGCCUCAGUGGGACGUGUGCAGCGCGUCAGGCGGUUGGCAAGCUAUUUGCAGUGUCAGAAUGUGAGGAAAGUGCGUCUGGUUUUGCAAGACGCUUGGCGCCAAACCCAUUAUUGGAAGCUAGAGGAGGAUAUGGACUUAACCAAAUAUGCGAAGUUAUGUUCUGAGUAAUGGAGAUAUAAGUACGAUCAAAAAGAGUAGAAGGUGUAGGUCACGUCUUGCUCUUGUGUUUUGUAGUUUCUCGUUUCCAGUUUCGUCCCUGAUCCUCAUCACUGUUUAACAUUAACUUUAUCCAAUACCCCACCCCUAACCCCUCUCUAACCACUACCCUCCAGCAGCAGUGCAUUCCGAAGCAGCGAGUGAAACCUCUGUACAAGUACGCAUCAGAACGGGAUAAGCAUAUGGCACAGUGUCUGCAUCAGUUAGAGCGUUUUACCUGGACUGGCGAUGGCGCUCAGUGGGAAGCCUUUCCUUUACCCUACCUGGACAUGGGUGUCUCGCGUAUCGGCGAGCGCAAGAGUUUCAAAGUGGUUUUAACGAACAAAUGCACACACUUGAUGCGCUUAAGCGUUAGGCCAGAUGAAGCGCUGGAGAAAGCAAGCUUACGUCUUCCAGUCGGUGACGAGAUUGGGAAGGUCGGGUUGCCGAUGGGUGCUAGUGCCAGCAUCAUUGUCGAGCCUUGGCCAGUGACUACUGGUGAAUGGUGUGGCAACUUGCUAUUAAAGGGUGAGACGAAAGCAGGCCAAACUGGAGAAUGCAAACUACCAGUGUACAUGAAAUUCGUCAUCGGAGGAUCAAUCGACAGUUCGUGUUUCCUGAACAACCGAAGCAAGACUGGAGCAAACGCCCACCCCUUAGAGGGUGGUCUUGCGGCGCAGCAUUUGCGUGGACUAACACUGGGGAACACCAAAAUCACGCAACUGUUGCUGCAACCUAGAAGAAUGCUGGGGGAUGGAGUGUCUGGGUCACUCCUCGCAGCACAGCAUCUACUGCAGCAAGGUGGUAACCCGAAUCCUGGAAGCAGCAACGUCAGUCAGAGUUUGCUGUCUCUGUCCAAGAUUCUGAAGAGCAGUGAAGAAGAAAUGCUUGCGAGCAGUAGCGCAUCUGAGGAUGAGGAUGCUGGUCACGGACCACAUGGAGGAGGAGGCUUGAACAAGGUAGUUGUGAACAACUACAUGUUGUCCGGUGGAGGGGUGGAGAAAGACAAUUCAGUCUCAGUAGCAAUUAAUCCUGGUCGUGUGACCAGCAAUCAUCUUUCCCAUCGUGGUCCGUUUCAGCUGCAGCCACCCAGUUGCAGUGACAGUAUCGCUGCCCCAGAACGAUUCGUCAGGCAUGUAGUGCAAAAACUGGCCAGCAGACCGCAGUCGGCUACAGACCCUGCUUCAGCCCCUAAGAAAAGCCGCGACUUCGUGGACUAUGCAAGUCGACAGCAGAGUCCUCGGAGUCGAUCGAGGUUGUUGCGUGAUGAUGUUGAUGAACAGAGCAUGAAUCAAGGAGUGGGAGGUGUGGAAAGCAACCACUAUGCGAGUGUCGACGUUUUUGUCGACCAAAGUGCUAGACCAGCGAGAGGGGGGUCUCGAGGAAGGAGCGCGUCCGUCAGCUACAUUAUGAACUACAACAAGAGAGCAUUAGAUUUGAUUUUCUUUCUCUAAAAGCAUGUAGUGUGCUGAUAGCGUUAGUAGACCCAUACUAGGGACAGAAUGGUGACAGCACAAGAACUAGGACUUUGUUAGAUGGCUUUCAUUUCGGAAGAGACGCUCUUCGGUGGUCAUAGUGCUGCGAGACGGAGGAAACAUUUCGACAAUGACGCGCAGCAUGGAGGAAUCUACAAUGAUGCGGAUAGCAGUAGCGAUGGCGAGGCUUCGGCUACGAGUGCGAACAACAACAAGCAAUCAGGAUCACAACAACAGGGAACCCACAACAAAAAUACAACAGCGAGAACAAACAUCAGAAAUGCACCAGCUCCUGUAACACCUGGAGCUCUGCCUCGUACUGUCGAUGUCACCAAAUUGACAGUGGUUCCUCCAUUGGCGACUCCUACGACUAGUUCAUCUGGUAACACCAGAUACAACAGACUCGAUCAAUUCAAAGACGUGGAGAAUCGUCCUCCAAAUGACAAUCAGGCAGAGGACAACCCCAAUCUCUUCUCCUCGAAAAUGAGUUCUCAACUUCAAGGAGCAGGAGUCGCUGGGCGACCUGUGGACUACUCUUUAUGAUGAAACACUUCUAACUAAAACACUACUAGCCAAAAGUAGAGCACAGAGGUACCAUGACAUGACAUGACAAAGCAAUUGGGUUGGAUGAAACAUAAUUAGCAAAACACGAGCAAGGUCCACCAAUAUGAGUGGGGGUUACAAAGGGGUGUGACUAGUUCUAUGUAAAAAAAAAAAACUACACAGAUCUUUUGUGAGAACGAGUGGGUGAAUGAGUGGAUGAAUGAAUGAGUCAACUUCUACACUCCUUCCUACUUGAAGUUGCCACGGGAGUGGUGCUCGCUGGACUUUCCUCACCUCGUCAGAUCUCUAACAACCGCCGUCAUGGUGCGAGAUAUCGACCCAACUAAGCGACUACCGUAUUUUGCACCGAAGCCUUUCGUGGAGAGGAAAAAUAAGGGGAAUUUGAGCCACAUCCAGUUCGAUCCGCGUUCACAGCACAACAUGGCACCAAGGACAGCGAGGCUGUAUCCUGGGAAGACGAACUUGUAAUCGACGACUACUGGAGAAAGAGAAUAAUCGGCGGGACUGGGACGUUGUUGUACUGUUGAUUUACAUUUAAGUGAUCUGAAUUGUUUAGAAACCUUAAUGAACAAUCAAUGUCACCGACCGUGACCACUAUCGAUGACAAAGUGUGAGCCCUGGAUCUGGGUAUAGAUGUCAUCAGUUUGUAGAAGCGUUUCUUUCCUUGCAGCUACUUAAUAUACGUAUUUUCACCACAUCAGUCAUGCAAUGCAUUUUCACGAGGUCGUUUCCUAACGAACAGUCAUAAGAAGUUGAAUUCCACGUCCGCCACAAAGAAACUCGAUCUCGAAUAAUGCAUAGAUACCAUCGAUCGAUAGCACACUGAGACAGUUGAGUCAUUUUCUUCCGCCUAGUACAGUAAUAAGAUAUAUAAAUAUGCCAUUGUUACAAUCAAAUGUUACAGCGCUUCUUCCUACAGUAAAUAAUGAAGAUGAUGAACUCUUACUCUAUUUGCGACACGCAUGAUAAAUCGCCCAACGAAGAAGGAUCAACAUAAUCAUGAAUCACAACAUCAACAUGUUUUUGUUUCCACCCCCAUCAAUCCAUAUUGGAUAUUUUCCAAUGUCAAAAAGAUACUUCUAGU
Amoebophrya sp. A25 is the source of this 4191-nucleotide messenger RNA. NCBI's taxonomy places the organism in Eukaryota, Dinophyceae, Syndiniales, Amoebophryaceae. The record is from the annotation of a GenBank genome assembly.